CCAGCAGACCAGGGAAGCCCUUCUGUGUGCCACCCUUCCAGAUGGCAGGUCGCCGGUGGGCCGCAACGUCAGCCCUGUGCAUGUGCGUGGCAGCCGUCUCUCUCCUGCACACCGGCGGCGUGCGGGCAGACUGCUGGCUCAUCGAGGGGGACAAGGGUUUCGUCUGGCUGGCCAUCUGCAGCCAAAACCAGCCCCCCUACGAGUCCAUCCCCCAGCAAAUCAACAGCACCAUCGUGGACUUGCGGCUGAACGACAACAAGAUCAAGAGCGUGCAGUACGCCUCGCUCAGCCGCUUCGGCAACCUGACAUACCUCAACCUGACAAAGAACGAGAUCUCCUACAUUGAGGACGGUGCCUUUUCAGGACAGUUCAACCUCCAGGUGCUGCAGCUGGGUUACAACCGCCUGAGGAACCUCACCGAAGGGAUCCUCCGGGGCCUGGGGAAGCUGGAGUACCUCUAUCUCCAGGCCAACCUCAUCGAGUCUGUCACCCCCAAUGCCUUCUGGGAGUGCCCCAACAUAGUGAACAUUGACCUGUCCAUGAACAGGAUCCAGAGACUCGACAGCAACACUUUCCGGGGCCUAAACAAGCUCUCUGUCUGUGAACUCUACAGCAACCCCUUUUACUGCUCCUGUGAGCUCCUUGGCUUCCUGCAAUGGCUGGAGGCUUUCACCAACAUGACACGCACUUAUGACCGGAUGCAGUGCGACUCCCCACCAGACUACACUGGCUACUACUUGUUAGGCCAGGGCCGGACUGGCUAUCGCAAUGCUCUGAGCAUGCUCUCUUCCCUGUGCACUGGUGGCUCCUACACUGUGAUCCCUCGUUUUAUCCCUCCCAGGUACCAAGUGACCACAGCGCCCUCUGAAAGCCCGUGCUCCGAAGAGGAGUGCUCCUCUGGUGACGGCACGACCCCACAGUUCUCCUUCUUCACACCCGUUGGUGAGACGGAGGUGCGCCCCAACAUCCAGGUGAAGCACCUCAACCACAACUCAGCCGUCCUCACCGUGCAGAUCCCCUACCCCUUCAGCAAGAUGUACAUCCUCUCCCAGUUUGAAAACGGCUUCUCCUCCAUGAUCACCAAGCUCAGGAAGAAGGAGGAGAACAUUACCGUGAGCAACCUAGUAGCACAAAGAGAUUACACCUACUGUGUGGUCUCAGUCCACCAAUACUCCAAGUACAACCACACCUGUGUCACCAUCACGCCCACCAGACCCAACCGCAAGGAGCCAGUGCCCACCCCUUCCACUGCCACUCAUUAUAUCAUGACAAUCCUGGGAUGUCUCUUUGGCAUGGUAAUUGUCCUAGGCGUCGUGUAUUACUGUCUCCGAAAGAGGCGCCAGCAGGAGGAGAAGCACAAAAAGCCCCCUGGAAGUAUGAAGAAGACCAUCAUUGAGCUGAAAUAUGGGCCGGAAAUGGAGACCACCAGCAUCACCCAGCUGUCCCAAGGACAGAUGCUGGGUGGGGAGACAGUGACCCGCAUCCCCUACCUGCCUUCUGCUGGAGAGGUUGAACAGUACAAGUUGAUCGACAGCAGUGAGACCCCCAAGGCCACCAAGGGCAACUACAUGGAGGUGAGGACAGGCGAGCAGCCCGAGAGGCGAGACUGUGAGCUCUCCUUGCCGGACACCCAGAGCUCUGUGGCUGAGAUCUCCACCAUUGCCAAGGAGGUGGACAAGGUGAACCAGAUCAUCAACAACUGCAUCGAUGCCUUGAAAUCUGAGUCCACCUCCUUCCAAGGGGUGAAAUCAGGGGCGGUCUCCACUGCAGAGCCUCAGCUGGUGCUCUUGUCAGAGCAGAUCCCCAGCAAGCAUGGAUUCCUGUCCCCCGUCUACAAGGAAAGCUACAACCACCCACUCCAGCGACAUCACAGCAUGGAGGCAGCCCCCAAACGCUCCAGCACCUCUUCCAGCGGCUCCAUUCGGAGCCCCAGGUCCUACCGCUCCGAGGGAUCAGGCCACAAAUCAGAAGCCAAAUACAUCGAGAAGACGUCCCCCACCACCGAUACCAUCCUCACUGUGACCCCGGCUGCAGCUAUCCUGCGGGCAGAGGCGGAGAAGAUCCGGCAGUACAGCGAACACCGGCACUCGUACCCCGGCUCACAUCAAGGGGAGCAGCACGACAGCAUGGCAGGGCGAAAACCCUCCAUCCUGGAGCCUCUGACCCGUCCUCGCCCCAGAGACCUGGCCUAUUCCCAGCUCUCGCCUCAGUAUCACAACCUGAGCUACACCUCCAGCCCCGAGUACACCUGCAAACCAUCGCACAGCAUCUGGGAGCGCUUCAAACUCAACCGCAAGCGGCACAAAGACGAGGAGGAGUAUAUGGCAGCCGGCCACGCCCUGCGAAAAAAGGUCCAGUUUGCCAAAGACGAGGAUCUUCACGACAUCUUAGACUACUGGAAGGGCGUCUCUGCCCAGCAAAAGUCCUGAGUCCUCACAACAACUCGUGACUUAACACACUAACUGGACCAAAAGAAAUCUGCAGCAGCUAUUUUUAUUCAGAUUGUCUUUGAAGCAAACAAAAAAAUAAAUGAAUCGAAACAAAUAAAAGAGCGAACAAAUUAUGAAAAUCUAUAAAUAUACUAUAUAAUAUAUAAAAUGAAAUAUUAAAAUGGCCUCACGCUGGUGAGACACACACCAAAUGUGAACACAAAGACUUUACAAAUCAAACUGUGGAGUGAAAUUUUGUUUCCUUUUU
This is a messenger RNA of Nothoprocta perdicaria, 2697 nucleotides long. RefSeq names its product extracellular leucine rich repeat and fibronectin type III domain containing 1 (gene ELFN1). The transcript has a single exon. Lineage: Eukaryota; Metazoa; Chordata; Aves; Tinamiformes; Tinamidae. Gene Ontology annotation, cellular component: extracellular matrix; plasma membrane. The record is from RefSeq and is a predicted model, not a curated record. Gene Ontology annotation, molecular function: protein binding. The coding region runs from base 42 to 2429 and encodes 795 amino acids.